This is a messenger RNA of Rotaria socialis, 471 nucleotides long. NCBI's taxonomy places the organism in Eukaryota, Metazoa, Rotifera, Eurotatoria, Philodinida, Philodinidae. The record is from the annotation of a GenBank genome assembly.
AUGAUACGAUCAGUGAAUCACACUGCAUUACUUCAAUACGUAAUCACAAGGUUUUCUGUUGUUUCAUUGAUAACUUUUCGUUCGUUGCUGUUUUUAUUUAUCGCAUUGCCCUUCGUAAAACAUCCAUUCAUAACAACUGGUAUGAUGAAUCCAAAUUUUCAUUCGACCGAUGUUUAUUAUUUACCCAACGAUCAGUUUCAUCAAAUGCAAUCCGAAAUCAACGAUGUUACAGAUAUAAUGAGACAAAAUAUACGAUUAGGAAUAGAACGUGGCGCAAAUCUAGAUGAUCUUGAAAUUAAAGCAGAGGAUUUAAAUAACUACUCUCAACAAUUCGCUUAUGGUGCACACGAAGUUCAUAAUAAAUAUUGGUGGAAAAAUGUUAAAAUGUGGAUUCUUAUAAUUAUUAUUGUUGUGAUAAUCCUUACGCUCAUAAUUGUUCUUUCUGUUCUUGCCGCAAAGAAUAAAAUCUAA